Sinocyclocheilus rhinocerous is the source of this 1464-nucleotide messenger RNA. RefSeq names its product dehydrogenase/reductase SDR family member 13-like. Bases 250 to 1224 code for a protein of 324 amino acids. The record is from RefSeq and is a predicted model, not a curated record. The transcript is spliced from 5 exons. NCBI's taxonomy places the organism in Eukaryota, Metazoa, Chordata, Actinopteri, Cypriniformes, Cyprinidae.
UCUCGUUAGGAAAUGAGAUUCACCCCUGACGUAGAGAAAUCGCGCCACCCAGCGUUUGUCAGAAGUUAAAGCCCGGAAGCUGUAGCUGGCAGUUACGAAAACAUAAACACGACAAAGUAGCGGAGCAAAGCGCAUGAUAAGUCUGCGAUCCGCCGUAAAAUAAGAAGAAGGAGAGGAAGCAAAGCACAUGUGCUCUCCUCAACUUUGAAAAUUUGCAACAUCGCUUAAUUGACGCGCUCAAAGGAACUAAUGUCUGUGUUGUUGUCAGUGCUGGUCGGUGUGCUUGCUGCAUACGUACUUAUUUAUUACAGCCUGUUUAAAGGAGCCAGAUUUAAGAGCAACGUGACGUUAAAGGGGAAGACAGCAAUUGUUACAGGGAGUAAUACUGGCAUUGGCAAAACAACAGCCUUGGAGCUGGCCAAGAGAGGGGCCCGAGUGAUCCUCGCCUGCCGAAACAAACAGAAAGCUGAAGCUGCAGUUUAUGACAUACGAAAGGAAAGUGGGAACCCUGAGGUGCUGUACAUGCAUCUGGACCUGGCCAGUUUGACGUCCGUGCGUGGUUUUGCAGAGACUUUUCUGAAGAGUGAACCGAGACUCGACUUGCUCAUUAACAAUGCAGUGUGUGUGGCUUUCUCUCUAGGUCUGAUAGCAUCAGGCAGAACUGAAGAUGGCUUUGGCAUGGCGUUCGGCGUCAACCACCUGGGCCACUUUUUGCUGACGCUGUUGCUGUUGGAUCGUCUAAAGCAGACAGAGCACAGCCGCGUCGUCAACGUGUCCGCCCUGCUGCAUCGACUGGGGUCUGUGGAUUUCAACCUCCUCAACACUCACAAGGAUCUGGUCACAGGUCAGUCAUCCUGGCACGCGUUCAGAGCCUACUGCCACAGCAAACUAUGCAAUGUGCUCUUUACCCGUGAGCUCGCAAACCGACUGGAGGGGACGAGUGUCACUUGCUAUUGCCUGCAUCCAGGUGUAAUAGCCACUGAGAUCGGUCGGAAUAUGGGUGUGCUGCAGAAGCUGCUUUCCCUGUUCAUGUCCAAGCUGUUUUUUCUGGACCCAGAGGGAGGUGCGCAGACCACGCUUUACUGUGCUUUGCAGGAGGGGCUCGAGCCUCUGAGUGGACGGUAUUUCUCUUCCUGUGCCUUGCAGAAUGUUAGCGUUCACGGACGGGAUGAUGCCUUGGCCAAGAAGCUUUGGGAAGUGAGCGAGAGGCUGUGUGGCCUGUAAGUGAGCUCACACAGGUUUGUAGAACAAUAGAACUCUAACACAGAAAAGUGUUAUGUGAUCGUUAACAGCGUUAAGUUUUUCAGGUGUUACAGGUUUGCAUUUUCAACAGGUGUAUGCAUUGUAUUUGGUAUAUAAUACUUUAUAAUAUAUUGUUGCUUUAAAUGAACACAACAUAUUUAAAUUAGGGGUGCACUGAUAUAUUUAAUUUCUGAUACAAUAAGCCGUUAAUUAUUUUUUUGU